Sesamum indicum (sesame) is the source of this 1005-nucleotide messenger RNA. RefSeq names its product abscisic acid receptor PYL12. Gene Ontology annotation, cellular component: cytoplasm; nucleus. NCBI's taxonomy places the organism in Eukaryota, Viridiplantae, Streptophyta, Magnoliopsida, Lamiales, Pedaliaceae. Gene Ontology annotation, molecular function: protein phosphatase inhibitor activity; signaling receptor activity; abscisic acid binding. Gene Ontology annotation, biological process: abscisic acid-activated signaling pathway. The record is from RefSeq and is a predicted model, not a curated record.
AGCCAACGAGGUACAAGGUAAAGAUUGAUGGGCGAAUUAAUAAAGAUAGAAUCUCUUACAAUGAAUCUCAUCUUUGCCGACAUUAUCAGAUGAAACCAAAAUUCUAAGUGAACCCCCUAGAUUACAUUUACUAAAUUUAGCACUCACACUUGUACAUUUAAACCCCGCGCGCCACUCCCCUUUUCCGCCACGAGACCCCAACUGACUUCCACCCGUCAAUUACAAUGAAUAUGCAACUGAUCAAGAAAUUUGACCACCGAACGCCCGCCCAGCAAAGAAUACAAACUCUCUACCACACCCACCCCCUCUCCCCCAACCAGUGCACCUCAAUAGUUCGUCAGAUGAUAGACGCGCCGCUCCCCCUGGUUUGGUCCAUACUGCGAAAGUUCAGCAACCCCCAAUCCUACAAACAGUUUAUCAAGAGCUGUGAUAUGGUUUCCGGUAACGGAGCUGCCGGAAGCGUGCGUGAGGUGACGAUCGUGUCUGGGCUGCCCGCGGGGAAGAGCACCGAAAGGCUUGACAGGCUUGACGAUGAUUUGCAUCUGAUGGUGGUUAGUAUUGUCGGCGGUGAUCAUAAGCUCCUGAAUUAUAAGUCCACCACCACUGUACAUGAAGAAGAGGGCGAGGAGGAAGGCGGCAGAACCGGAACGAUGGUGAUGGAAUCUUACGUGGUGGAUGUUCCGGCGGACAGUUGCGAGGAGGAUACGUGUUUGUUUGCUGAUACCAUAAUUGGGUGUAAUCUUAAAUCUCUGGCCAAGCUCACCGAGAAAUUGGCACGUCAAGAUGUCGGCACACAUAACGCGCUGGUGGAAGAGGAUAUUGAUGCUCCAAACUUAACUGGAAUAACCUUGAGGGGAAUUUGUUGAGAGUUCGACCUCUCGACCACAUCGCCCGAGAUCGCUUCUCAUGAGGUCAUUACCUCACCAAUUAGUCACAAUGAGGUCCAACAUCAGGUCGCUAGUCUUGAGGCCGCAACACCUUCUACUCAUCUCCAGGCCGCAUGUC